CCCGCGCCGGCGGCUUCCCAGGCUCCUCUCCGGGUAAACAACGAUGGCCGCCGAGGAAGGAGGCGGUGAGCCCCAUAACAACAUGGGGAACCACCUACAGCUGGUGUCCGCAGAGAGUGAGGAAGAAGAUGACAAUGAAAUGGAAGUUGAAGAUCAAGAUAGUAAAGAAGCUGAGAAGCGAAACGUCAUUAAUUUUGAUACCAGUUUGCCAACAUCACAUGUGUAUUUAGGUUCUGAUAUGGAAGAGUUUCAUGGCAGGACAGUGCAUGAUGAUGACAGCUGUCAGGUGAUUCCAGUGCUGCCCCAUGUGAUGGUGAUGUUGAUUCCUGGACAGACGUUACCUCUUCAGCUUUUUCACCCUCAAGAGGUUAGCAUGGUGCGGAAUUUAAUUCAGAAAGACAGAACGUUUGCUGUUCUUGCAUACAGUAACGUACAUGAAAGGGAAGCACAUUUUGGAACCACAGCAGAAAUAUAUGCCUACAGAGAAGAGCAGGAAUAUGGAAUUGAGACGGUCAAAGUGAAAGCAAUAGGAAGACAGAGGUUCAAGGUGCUUGAAAUAAGAACCCAAUCUGAUGGAAUCCAGCAGGCUAAAGUACAAAUCCUUCCUGAGCGAGUGCUGCCUUCAACAAUGGCAGCAGUACAGCUGCAGUCUCUCAGCCGAUGCCAUAUAUUUCCUUCUUCGAAACCUACAGCAUGGCAGGACCGAGCUAUACAGCAGUGGUGGCAGAAGUAUCAAAAGAGGAAGUUCCGCUGUGCAAGUUUGACAUCUUGGCCUCCCUGGCUCUACUCUCUAUAUGAUGCUGAAACCUUGAUGGAAAGAGUCAAGAGGCAGCUACAUGAAUGGGAUGAAAAUCUUAAAGAUGAAUCUCUUCCAACAAACCCAAUAGAUUUUUCUUACAGAGUUGCUGCUUGCCUGCCAAUUGAUGAUGCAUUACGUAUACAGUUGCUUAAAAUAGGUAGUGCUGUUCAGCGACUCCGGUGUGAAUUAGAUAUUAUGAACAAAUGUACAUCUCUUUGUUGUAAGCAAUGCCAAGAUACAGAAAUAACUACCAAGAAUGAAAUAUUCAGUUUAUCCUUAUGUGGACCCAUGGCAGCAUACGUGAAUCCUCAUGGGUACAUCCAUGAAACCCUUACUGUAUAUAAAGCCUGCAACUUGAAUCUCAGUGGACGACCAUCGACAGAGCACAGCUGGUUUCCUGGGUAUGCCUGGACUAUAGCCCAGUGCAGGAUCUGUGGGAACCAUAUGGGCUGGAAGUUCACAGCUACCAAAAAGGAUAUGUCACCUCAGAAAUUCUGGGGAUUGACACGGUCUGCUCUCCUGCCUCGGAUUCCAGAAGCAGAUGAAGACUCGGGCCACGAUAGAUCACCAUUACUCUGCCUGUAAUCCAGUAGUCUGCUUUGGAGGUGAACAGGCAGCAGUCUGUCUCUUAAAUGCGUCUGCUCAGUUCUGCUUCUGAUGCUUACUUAAACUUAAAACAACCCAAGAACACACACCCACACACAGAAAAACAACCAACCAAGCAGGCUCACUAUAUUUGGGUUUGGUGUGCGUCCACAUUACUGUUGUUCCAGACACACGGAGAACUGAAGGUUGAAUCUUUAAAAUACCAGAUGAGAAGAGGAGGUGGCGUGAGACACCAAGAAAUCUGUCUGAUCUGUCUGGACAGACUAGAGACUGAACUUUAUCCUUCCUUGUGGCACUUCAGAAAAUGUUUACUGCUAUCAAUCAACUUGCAGUGAAAGAAGGGGGAGGGGAACAAAAAUGACAAAUAGAGUAUAAUUUAUGCAAUAUAUGUAUGAAGGUAGACACCAGUUAUUUGCUGCGGAGUAUUUUCCAUAAUAUACUUUAAAGUGUUUUUGCUGAGAAUCCCUGUUUCUAACUCUGUGGAGUACUUCAAAUUUUAUGCUUGUGCUGUUUGUCAGAUACUUGCUGAAUAACCAUUGAAGAGAGUACAGGACUGAAGUAUCUCUUCUGGCUGAUACGGUGUGGGAACGUCAGUGGCAGUGCUGUAAUGGGCAAAAGCAAGAGUUCCUGCUGCCUGCAGUGCGGGAUGCCCUUUGGAAGGAAGCAGUGUGAAAUAUUCGGACCUUACAAGUUGUCUGAUCUAUUUAAUCAGUUUGACUUUAGAAGUCUUUAAAAUUUUAUACAGAAUAUACAGGUCAAUCCCAGAGCGUAAACUACAUUGUCAUUUACUGUUCAAUGUGCAUACAUUCACUUUACAAAAUUAUCUGUGAAGAAUAGCUUAUCAGCAGACAUGUCCAAGGUUCUGUGCAGUCCUUGCUGAAAUACAUGACAAGGAGGAGGCAACAUUUAAUUUUUAUUUUACACUUUCAUAUCAUAAAGUAAAAUUUAACAUUAACACCCUUACCCUCACACAGAGCAAAUGGUUUUAAAUAAAACAGAAGUUAAAGGCAGUUUUGGGAGAGGGUGUGUUUUGUGUUGGGGUUUCUUGGGUUGUUGGGUUUUUUUGGUCUGAAGUGCUAUCUGUGCUACAGAAAUCAGGUGCAAAAUGGGGCAGCUUUUGCCACUGAUUUGUUGGGGAUUAUUUUUCCCCUCACAGUGUGCUUUGGUGAUGGAAACUGCAGAUCUCUUCAAUAUGUUUGUGUACAUACACACUAGUUUUAAUCUGAAGCUUUGUAAUUCACUCUGUUUCUUCACAGUGAAUCUUGGAGAACUUGUAUUGUUAAAUAUGAGAAGGAGCUACUUCAGAUGCAUACUGCAGCCACCAGUUGUCCACUCUCAGUCAUGCCCCUGCACCUCAUGUAUGUAGUAGCAUGGACAGGUUACUUCAGUGAAAGGCCAGGUCAGAGCUCUGCGGGACAAGGAGCAGAUUUCAGUGGCAGUGGGUACCUGCUGCAGCGCAGCUGAAAAGAUUCCUAGGUGCAAAAAGCUGACAGAUGCUGAGAGGCUUUUGGGGUUGUUAAUUGUGCUAGGUAUGUAGAGACUAAUGAUUGUGUAACUCAGGUUUAGUUCUUCGAAGCCUUCUACCUCUGUGCUUCUGUGAUAACUUUUGUUCUCUCCAUAGACAUCUUUAGUGCUGUAUUUAAUUUUGUGUGCAGUGCUCUGACUUGCCAGUGAACUGUGAAAAGCAAUGCUUCUUUGAAUAUAAUUCUGAACAAAUAGAGGGUGAAUGAUAGUUCAUUUUUGUCAAGAAAACAUUCUGUGGUUUGAUUAUGUUUCUGUAACAAGCUUGCAAAAGGCUGAAAUGAUAAGCACUAGUGUGAGAGUGAGACUGUGAAACCUCUGUACUUGGGUAACCACUGAAAUCAUACUUAGCUUUCCCCUCACGCCCUGCCCGUGUACAUACAUGUACACACAACAUGCACGUGUGUGCCCACAGACACACAUCUUAGCUGUAGACUUGGCUUAUUUUUUCCCCUCAAAGAUACUUGGUAUCUGUUGUUCCCGUUAAUCUCAGUAGGGCUUGUUGGUGGCAAAAGGUUUGAGGGUGCUUUAAAGUCCCUUCUGCUGCCAAUCGAUGAAGGGGUUCACUGAGGGUAUGGUGAGUAAGGGUUUCAGAAUGAUUUUCAGAGCUAUCCCUGAACUUCAUAAGGUCUUUGGGUUUUUGGUUGAAUCUUUUGAUUGCCUCAACAACAACUAGCAUUAUGUUGGCAAUGUUUGAAUACAAAAUAGGCGUAUUUUUGGUAUUGCGUGUAUAUAGACAAAUGUAAACUAAUAUAAUCAAGUGAGAUAAGUCAGGAGUAAAUUUAGCACUAAUUUAAUUUUAUUGUUGAUGCUGUUCCAUCUGCCUAACCUUCCGUGUAAUGUUUGCCAUUUCAAAGUCCAUGACACUUUCCAGGUUGAAAACAAGAGUGAUGCAGGUUGCUGCAAAGCUGAUGAGUCUUGCUGUGGUGAAGCUGGCUGUUAAUGGUGCUACACAUGUAGGGAUGCUCAAAGGUGACUAGCAGGGUGGAUGUGGAGUCGUGGAGGGUUCUAUACAGUGGUUAUUAGUUUCUGCACUUUUUUUUUUUCUCUUUUUUGGAGAGAAAACUACUAGAUUGGGAUUGUGGAAGAUUGUUACUGACAAAUAUGGUCAUCAUAUGCUUUUGAGAGCUAAAUACAAAGGAAAUGACAUUUUAUGACAAGUUACUGUAUUUACUGCAUUCAUUGGCUGGCCUGUAGCUUCAUGCAUUAAUCUGACUGACUCGCUGACUGCUGCCAAAAGGGGUAAUUUUUCUCUCCCACCAUAAUCUUCGUUCUUCUGCCAUGAGCUCUGUGAGGAGUCCAUGACGAAUUAGGCAGUUGCAGGGUUGUCCUGGCUGCGCAGCCAUGUCCGCGUUGGGUCUGACAGAGGGAGGAGGGACAUGUAGCAUAGAACUGCUCAUUUUCCAGCCAUUGUCACAAUAGCAUAAAGAUGUCAUACAAUCAGCCUGUAAUAUUGCAAGUUUUCCUAUAUUUUAGAUGAGUUUUGGUGAAUAGGUAGAACCACAUAGGACACUUGCACACUGGGUCUAAGACAUGUUCAAAUACUCUACUGUUUGUUUUUUGAUAAUGCUAUUUUUGUAUGUGCUGCGGUUCAUUUUGUUCCUUUCAUCGUCUGUCACCUUUGUUUAAUUGCUCUGUAAAAGCUGUGGAAAGGGUAGCACGUUCCCCACUUUAAUUCUUCGUCUGUCUGCCUUUUGAGACAACUUUUCAGAAAAAUCUUGUCGCUUGCAAACAUUUGCAAAGAAUAAAAUUCGAUUUGUUUCAGAA
Molecule: messenger RNA, 4693 nt
Organism: Strigops habroptila (Kakapo)
Lineage: Eukaryota; Metazoa; Chordata; Aves; Psittaciformes; Psittacidae
Gene: CRBN
Product: cereblon
Exons: 11
Coding region: 44-1384 (446 amino acids)
Biological process (GO): protein ubiquitination
Cellular component (GO): Cul4A-RING E3 ubiquitin ligase complex
Source: RefSeq, a predicted model, not a curated record